AUGGUUUAUAUCUCUAAGCUCGCGUCUGCUGUGGCUGUAGCCUGCCUCACUGGCUCUACGUUCGCGCAUCCUGGGGAGCAUCAUGACCAUGCGGCUAUCAAGCGAGAAGUCAAGGUCCGCGAUCAAAUGGCCUCUGCCGCCAAGCGAUCUCUCGAUACUUGUUCAAACUCAUUGAAGCACCGUGAAGUGGCUGCUCGAUCUGUGAAGCGACGUGCAGAGGUUGCUCGCGAUAUUCGCCAAAAGCGAAACAUCCAAAGCAAGCCAAAGAAGUUCCGUCGUGAUCUGGCGACUCUUGAGGUCUACGAAGCAAUCAAUCACAACGAGACUGGCAUCCUCGACUACGAUACGACUACGGCCGAAACUACGGUUUUCUCUGCCAACACCUCUUGUAUUCUCACCCCAGAGAAUACCGAUGGCCCAUACUACGUAACUGGCGAGUUGAUUCGCAAGAAUGUCACCGAGGGUCAAGCAGGUAUUCCUCUAUACCUAGAAGUCCAAUACCUCGACAUCACUACAUGCCUCCCAGUCCCAGAGAUCUACGUUGACAUCUGGAAUUGCAAUUCAACGGGCUACUACUCUGGCAUAGUUGCAACUGGCAAUGAUGUAGGAUGGGAUACCACCUUCUUGCGUGGUAUUCAAGCCACCGACUCCGACGGCGUUGCGUCUUUCGAGACCAUCUUCCCUGGUCACUACGCCGGACGUGCUAUCCACACCCAUCUCCUGUCACAUACCAAUGUAACCGUUCUCGCCAACGGCACCAUCUCAGGAGGAGGAGUCAGCCACAUCGGCCAGCUAUUCUGGAACGAAGAAUUGAGAUCAGCCGCUGAAGCGGUCUACCCAUACAACACCAACACGCAAGCUAUCACAUCUAACGCAGAGGAUAUGUGGUCGAUCGUGCAGGCAGAGAACGACUAUGAUCCAUUCCCAGAGUUCAUCUACCUUGGCGACAGCAUCGAGGAUGGUCUUUUGGCUUGGAUUCAGAUCGGUAUCAAUGUCACUGCUGACCAGAGUGAUUCGUCCUAUUACAAUGUUGCAGCUCAUUAUGAGGCUGAUGGUGGUCAUGCUACGACCAGCACUUCUACUGGAGGAGGGGGAGGCGACUUCAAUGGGACCGCGCCAGACAAUUCUACAAGCAGCACUGCUGUCUAA
Mollisia scopiformis is the source of this 1149-nucleotide messenger RNA. Its product is annotated as aromatic compound dioxygenase. Bases 1 to 1149 code for a protein of 382 amino acids. Lineage: Eukaryota; Fungi; Ascomycota; Leotiomycetes; Helotiales; Mollisiaceae. Gene Ontology annotation, molecular function: oxidoreductase activity, acting on single donors with incorporation of molecular oxygen, incorporation of two atoms of oxygen; ferric iron binding. The transcript is spliced from 3 exons. The record is from RefSeq and is a predicted model, not a curated record.